AUGGCAGAUUUCAAAGCUCGACUUGCCAAACUCCACACUAAAAGGAAGGAAGCCUCAAUGCUGAACCACAAGGAGGUAGUGGAGGAAGACCGUCUCAAGCAGAUGCCAAAAAAUUAUGCAAAGAAACGGCAGAGACUUGAAGCAAAGCUUGCCGAGGAUCAGCGCAGGGAAGCAGCAGAAUCUGAGUGUAAAGAUUAUGACCACAUGAAGCUCCUGAAUGUUGGGGCAGAUGAGGCAGAGCGCUGGGAGCGGCGAAAGAAGAAGAACCCUGACCAGCAGGGCUUUUCCACCUACGAGGAUGCUACCAAAUCUCUCCACUCAUUACUCCGACUUACUCAUCUGUCUGUUGUGAAGAGCUAA
Portunus trituberculatus (swimming crab) is the source of this 360-nucleotide messenger RNA. Its product is annotated as pre-mRNA-splicing factor Syf2-like. The record is from RefSeq and is a predicted model, not a curated record. NCBI's taxonomy places the organism in Eukaryota, Metazoa, Arthropoda, Malacostraca, Decapoda, Portunidae. Bases 1 to 360 code for a protein of 119 amino acids. The transcript has a single exon.